CCCUUCCAACCCGCGGUCCAGCACUCCCGGGAAAGCCGCCACCUUCCUGUGGCACCCGAGCUGGCGCGGGGCUGUUAGUAUGGCAAGGGCUUCAGCAGCCUGGCCCCGUCAGGUGGCUCUCUCCGGCUCCUGGCAAUCUCUGCUCUGGUCCCAACCUGGCCCCUGCUCUUGGGUUUGACUCUGUGACACUGUUGUGUAAGAAUGUCACCUUAUUUAGGGUUAAGAACCUACCGGGCGUUGCUACCACGGUCACUUAAUGGGCGUCUACCAGGGACGACUACCGUGCCAAGAACCAAAGGGACACGGGGAGUAGGAACAGUGCGGUCCUUAGGUCCACUGGACUGUAAGAAACAAUACAUAACAAACACAUGGAAAAGUGCACAGAUCCUGAGUCCUGCCAAACCGCUUUUCACAGGCUUGCUUGUGUAACCUGCAUCCAGAACAAUCCCAAACGCACUCCUGGCCAAGUGAAGCAGAGAACAGUCACUCUACCAAGUUUGUACCUUGAUGGCUGUUCCAUGGCUCUGUCCCCUCCUGCCACUCCCCCGAUGCCUGCUCUCCCAGGGUUAGUUUGGAGGCCUGCGCUAUGGCUUCCUCAUCCUCUGUCCCAGCCUCUCCUGCUCAGUCCAAGAAGCCUCGAGACAAGAUAGCUGACUGGCUCAGGCAGACUCUGUUGAAGAAGCCCAAGAAGAUGCCGGUCUCCCGGGAAAGCCACCCCAGUGAUGUUUCACAGACAGCCACACAGGACGGUCUCCCAUCCCCAAGCUGCAGCUCACCCCCGAGCCGCAGCUCACCUCCUAGCCGCAGCUCACCCCCGAGCCGCAGCUCAGGAUUGUCUCCUACCCUGCAACCAACACACAUGGACCCCAGCAGCAGCAGUGGCCGCUGGAGCAAAGACUAUGAUGUCUGCGUAUGCCACAGUGAGGAGGACCUGGAGGCCGCCCAGGAGCUGGUCUCCUACUUGGAGAGUAGCAAGGCCAGCCUGCGCUGCUUCCUGCAGCUUCGGGAUGCAACUCCAGGUGGCGCCAUUGUUUCUGAGCUAUGCCAGGCCCUGAGUAGUAGUCACUGCCGCGUGCUACUCAUCACCCCAGGCUUCCUUCGGGACCCCUGGUGCAAGUACCAGAUGCUGCAGGCCCUGACGGAGGCCCCGGGGGCGGAGGGUUGCACCAUCCCCCUGCUAUCCGGCCUGACCAGAGCCGCCUACCCGCCGGAACUUCGAUUCAUGUACUAUGUGGACGGCAGAGGCCAGGAUGGUGGCUUUUACCAAGUCAAGGAGGCUGUCAUACGCUAUCUGGAAACACUAAGUUGACACUGAAGUUGUCACGAGAAAAGCCGGAAAUAGCUCACACCAGGUGCUGGAUUCCAGUAGCUAUGGCAGGAGGCUUCAGGAGCCAGAGCCAGCUGUACUCUGUUCAGGACACGGGAUCAGAUUGCCACCAGCUUCCAUUACUGUGGGCUCCAAAAGAAGAUGGGGACCUCCCCCAAGGAGACCAGGAGGAAGAUGGGGACUCCCCAAGAAGGGCAGGAGAAAGCCAGGGACUCCCCCAGGAAGGCAACGAGGAAGUCAUUGAGUUGCCAAGAGACUGUGAUAUCAGGAGGGUCAGCAGUAUCUUGUCUGCUGCUUCACUGGACAGGAAGCUGACACAUAGCUGUCUUCUUCCCCCUAGAAUUAGGCACUGGGGUAAACAGGUACCAUUCUUCAAGAGGGAUGAGCCUGAUUGAUGAGCUGGAAGUCAAUGCUCUUCCCAGUUGCCUAGGGAAGCUGGGAAGAGGUGGCCGGUAUCAGGUCCUUCCCACACACUCACACUACUGUAGCUCCUUCCCAGAGAUGUCAGCCCACUUCACAAAGCCGGAAGAGAGGCACAUCCAGCCUCACACUGGAUUUCACUUACUGACAAACGUCAUUUGAAAUGCAAACCUAGCCGGGCAGUGCUUCUACCCUAGCAGGGUGCAGGGCUCAGCUUCUUCACCUGGACCCUGUGACACAUAGGACCUGUCUUUAUGUUGAACUGGCAGGAACCAGUGUGUACUCCCAGGAAGGAACAAGGUGUCACCUAUAUUCUCAAUAAGAACAGAAACGUGGUCAACAGCCAUUGUCUCCCCUGGUGUGUACCUGGAGCCUCUUCCUUUUACCAUGUCCCCUUACUGAAAACAAAUUGUUUUUAAAUUAUGAUUUUUUUGGUUACAUACAAAAUAUUCUAAAGGAUAUGAUACCAUACUCAUGCACCUACCACCUUAAUAUAUAAAAUACAAUAAGAACUUUGCCAGGCGGUGGUGGCGUGCGCCUUUAAUCCCAGCACUCAGGAGGCAGAGGCAGGUGGAUCUCUGUGAGUUUGAGGCCAGCCUGGGCUGCAGAGCGAGUUCCAGGAAAGGUACAAAGCUACACAGAGAAACCCUGUCUCGAAAAACCAAAAAAAAUAAAUAAAUAAAUAAAUAAAUAAAAUAAAAUAAAAUAAGAAAACCUUAUUCCUAACAUGCUUAUUUUCUUCGUGUUCUGAAUUCCAGGCCCCUCAUGUGUCCUAACAAAAAUAACCAAUAUUCUGAAUUUUGUCUUGAGCUUUUCUGUAUGAAAUUUCUGUAGAUAUAUGCAUCCCAGCAAAACAUUAUUUAUUUUAAUGACUUUAUCUUUUAUGUGAAUUGCAUGACGAUGCACAUUCCCUUUGUGUGACAUGUUUGUGAGGUAUGUCCACGUCGUUGUGUCACUCAUGAGUUUCCUUUUGUUUUGGGUCAGCGUUCUCGGACUGUGGGUCCAACAACCCUUUCACAGGGGUCGCAUGUCAGAUAUUCCGCAUGUCACAUAUUUAUGAUUCAUAACGGUAGCAAAAUGACAGUUACGAAGUAGCAAUGAAGAUAAUUUUAUGGUUGGGGUUGCCACACCAUGAGGAGCUGUAUUAAAGGGUCACAGCAUUAGGAAGGUGGAGAACCACGGCUCUAAGAUCACUUUAAAGGAAAUUCCAGGUGCUUUCCCCCUAAACAUUGAGUUACAGACCUCUAAAUCAUGAGGGCUUUUUUUUAAGCACGACAAAGUUACAUUUUCACCUUAAUGUAAAAUGCUGUCUAUGAAGCUGUAGUCAGUGCUUUUUGUGUCUUACAAAAUCCUCCCUGUGUGGUUAUUCCUACCUUCUACAUUCAAUCUUGAAAAAAAAAAAGUUGGUUAUAUUUUCUUCCACAGUAUUUCUAUUCAUAUUUAGAUCUUUACUUCACUUGGGGUUGUUUUUGUUUGUCUCUUGUUUGUUUUCUUUCUGGCUUUUUGAAAUGGUCUCUAUCCCAAACUGACCACCAACUUGAGAUCCCCCUAGCUCAGCCUCCCAAAUGUUGGGAUUUCAGGCAUGAUAAGUUACCAUGCCUGGCUUGUUCUUAAUUUUCAAGUCAGAAAUCCAAUUCUUUUCUCUCAGUUUCUAUCAGUUACUCAGUAAUCCAUCCUAUCCCCACUGAUAGCUAUUUGUUAGUUUCUGUCUGUCUGUCUUGUCUAUGUGGCCCUGGCUGGCUAAGAAUUCACUCUGUAGACCAGGCUGGCCUCGAACUCAUAGAGAUCUGUCUACCUCUGCCUCCCCAGUGCAGUGCUGGGAUUAAAGGCGUGCGCCAUCAGACGCAGGCUGGUUCUCUAGUCUCCUUCAAGUAGACCCUGUAUUAGUGCCAGAGGGUCUUUGAAGAAGCCUUAAUGCCCUGUGGGUCAGUUCUUCCUGCUCUUCUUGUUCUUCUAAAUCAUUCUAUCAUUUCUUAAUUCCUACUUCUCUACCUUGUGUAUUCGUACUGUGAGGUGCCCAGGAAAAGUCUAUAUUUUUAUUCGAGUUACACUGAGUUUAUGAAUUUGACUAGGAAAAGCAGGUACUUUUAUGAUAAAGCCUUUCUAUCCAUAAAGGAGAAUCUCCACUUAUGUCUUUAGAUGUAUUUCAAUAAAGUUGUAUAAUAUUUUUCA
Molecule: messenger RNA, 3919 nt
Organism: Peromyscus californicus insignis
Lineage: Eukaryota; Metazoa; Chordata; Mammalia; Rodentia; Cricetidae
Gene: Tirap
Product: TIR domain containing adaptor protein
Exons: 6
Coding region: 587-1309 (240 amino acids)
Biological process (GO): signal transduction
Source: RefSeq, a predicted model, not a curated record